AUGGCGGAUCUACAAAAGACUCCUUUUGUUAAGGAGCUCGCCUCAAGCGACCGACGCACUCGCGACAAAGCCACCGAGUCCCUGACUCUCUUCCUGCGCUCCAAAACCGACCUCUCUCUUCUCGACCUCCUGAAACUAUGGAAGGGUCUAUUCUUCUGCUUCUACCACUCCGACCGCCCCCUCACACAGCAAGCCCUCGCCCGGAACCUCUCGUACGGAAUCGUCCCGACCCUGCCCCGAGCCACGCUGCAUCGCUUCCUGCGCGCGUUCUGGAUCACCAUCGGUCGCGAUUUCCACUCGCUGGACCGUCUGCGUCUCGAUAAAUACCUCUUCCUGAUCCGAUGCUACGUGGGCGUCGCAUUCGAGAUCUUCGUCAAGGGCGCCAAGUCGCAGCAAACCGAGGAGACGAACAAGAAGCGCAAGCGCCAGGACGCUGGCGGCAAGAAGGAGAAGAACAAGCGAUCGAAGGGGAAGAAGAAGGCGCAGGCUGAGGAGGUCGCGGAUGAAGAGGAGGAGGAGGGCACGGCGAACGGUGGCGAUAGCAGCGCACAGGGUAAAUGGGCGGAUCUGGAGUCCUACAUCUCGAUUAUCGAGGAGGGCCCGCUCUGUCCUAUUAACUUUGAUCCGGACCAGCCGGCUGCGGACGAGAAGAAUGAUUACGUGCCUAUGCCGCAUGGUCCGGAUGGAUUGCGCUAUCAUAUCAUGGACAUCUGGAUUGAUGAGGUCGAGAAGGUGCUGGAGUUUGACGAGGCGGAUGACGAGGAGGAGCCCAAGGAGAGGAAACCCAAGGGCGAUGUGCCCAUGGACCUGUUGCUGCGGCCUAUUGAGAAGUUGCGGACGGAUUGCCCGUACAAGCCGGUGAGAACGAGGGCGACGGAGACGCUGAAUGAUGAUCGCUUGGUGGAAUGGGGCUUCAAGACCCGUCCCGUUCAGGACGACGAGGACGAGGAAAGUGAAAUCGAGUGGGGUGGCUUCGAUGAUUAA
Aspergillus melleus is the source of this 984-nucleotide messenger RNA. RefSeq names its product ribosomal RNA processing 1 family protein. The transcript is spliced from 3 exons. Gene Ontology annotation, cellular component: preribosome, small subunit precursor; preribosome, large subunit precursor; nucleus. Gene Ontology annotation, biological process: rRNA processing. Lineage: Eukaryota; Fungi; Ascomycota; Eurotiomycetes; Eurotiales; Aspergillaceae. Bases 1 to 984 code for a protein of 327 amino acids. The record is from RefSeq and is a predicted model, not a curated record.